Molecule: messenger RNA, 3648 nt
Organism: Parascedosporium putredinis
Lineage: Eukaryota; Fungi; Ascomycota; Sordariomycetes; Microascales; Microascaceae
Source: the annotation of a GenBank genome assembly
AUGCCCUCCGCUACUAUAGAGAAUGGUGUCUCUCCUGAUACCACCGUGACGAACGGCCCUAAUCCCGAGGGCGCUGAAGCUCCCGAGGAGCAAGGCGACUCUAUCGUGACCCUGACCGUGGUCCUUCCUCAUGCCCCUGAGAAGAUCCAGGUGCAGGUCUCCACAGCCGAACAGGUUCACGAAGUCCGACAGUCCCUCAUCGACCUUCAAGCCGCCUUCCAAUACACAUGCUUCCGUCUCGAACACAACGGAGAGCGUCUCAAUGACUUUGUAGCCCUGUCCGAGGUUCCCGGCCUGGUCGAAAACCCGGAGAUCAAGCUUGUCGAGGAGCCUUACACCGAAAGGGAGGCCCGUCUUCACUUUGUUAGGAUCCGCGAGCUCAUUGGCGCUGCCGGUGACCGAAGCGACAUCACCUACGGCGACCCCUACCCUCACCUCCUCGUCCCCGCCGCCGAGGAUGCCGCGCCCAAGACAUUGAAGUCGAUCGCCUUGUCGUCGUGGCACCCUCCUCCCUGCCAUCUCCGCCAGAAGGGUCACUUGAUGUACCUCGUCGCUACUACCAACGAGGGUGAGCAAUACCAGAUCACCUCCCACGUCGGAGGUUUCUACGUCAAUAAGUCAUCCAACGCCAAGUUCGAUCCCUUCCCUAAGGGUACCCCCAAGGGCUACCAAUCCCAUUCUCUCCUCACUCUCAUUGAAGCCAUCUCCCCCAGCUUCACCGAGUCCCUUGCCAAGCUCCACGAGCACAAUGGCCGCAAGGAUCCUCUCGCGGCCUUCCAAAUUACCCACGCCAUCCCCGCCGCCCCCUGGGCCGUGCCGUCCUCUAGCGCGCCCCAGUGCGCGCACCAACCCGACCCGGCUAGGUCUCAAGAGACCUACCUGAUUGGCGGCAUUGAGAAUGCCGACACUCUUCGAGACUGGAACGAGGAGUUCCAGUCCGCCAAGGAGCACCCCAGGGAGUCUGUCCACGAUCGCGUCUUCCGCGAGCGUCUCCUCGCCAAGUUCUUCGCCGAUUACGUCGAUGCCGCCACCCGUGGCGCCAUGAUGAUCUUUGUGUACAACAACAUCUUCUUCUCCUUCGGCGCUGACGGCGUCGGCACCUUCACCUCGGAGGGCGGCGACGAGGCUGCUCGCGUCGCCACGAGCAAGGACGUUGCCGGCGUGCGUCUCGUCAACCAGCUCGACAUUGACGGCCUUUUCACUGCCGCCACCGUCGUCGUAGACUACCUCGGCAAGCGCGUUGUUGGCCAGAGCAUCGUCCCCGGCAUCUUCAAGCAGCGCGAGCCUGGCGAGCACCAGAUCGACUAUGGUGGUGUCGACGGCAAGGACGUCGUCACCGCUGAUGAGCGGUUUGCUGUUCCCUUUGAGAAGCUGUCUCGCGCGCUCAAGGUCAAGAAGCACCCCGUGUGGGACAAGGAGGGUAAGCGCUUCGACCUCGAGGCUAGUGUGGAAACUAAGGGUCUCUUGGGCACUGACGGUCGCAAGUACGUGCUCGACCUCUACCGCGUCUCGCCCGUGGACAUCGCCUGGCUCGAGGAGACCGAGUCCGAUGAGGCGGCCAAGAGCGGCGCUACCUACCCCCACAGGAUGACGGUCCUCCGCCCCGAGCUCGUGGACCUCUACGCGAGGCAGAAGAUGAAGGAGUGGGUUGAUGCUGAGUUGGCCAGCCGCGCCAAGGCCAAGGAGAGCGAGGCCAAGGAAGACGAUAAGAAGGCUGAAGAGGAGGGCGAGGAGGAGAAGGAGGAGAAGGAGGGAGAAGAGAAGAAGCCGGAUCCUCGGGAUCAGAUUGACCUCUCCAAGUUCCGCUUCGCCCUCAACCCUGACGUCUAUAGCGGCCAAGUGCCCCAGACGGACGAGGAGAAGGCCGAACUCGAGGCUGACGAGCAAAAGGUGCGCGAGAUUUGCCAGCACCUCCGUGACGGCGUCAUCGCCGGCUUCCUCAAGGACCUGGUCGAGUCAGAUGCUGGUUUCCCCAUGGACGGCACCUCGCUCAGCCGCCAGCUCCAUAAGCGGGGUAUUAACGUCCGAUACCUGGGUAAGAUUGCUUCCCAGUGCACCGACGCCCGUCUCCGGUGCCUGCUGGAAGUCUGCGUCCAGGACAUGGUCUCUAGGGCCUUCAAGCAUGUCAUUUCCGGCUACCUCCGCCGCCUCCCCUACACCCUGGCCCCGGCCUGCUUGGCCCACCUCCUCAACUGCUUGCUGGGCUUCCGCGUAAACCCCAAGCCCACCGCCGACGUCGACCCGGCCCUGGCCUCGCUCUACUCAGAGGCGGACCUGUCUUUCGAGAAGGUCACGCCCCAGAGCAUCCGCGCCAGCGUCGAGGAGCAGGUUGCCCAGCGAUUCAGGUUCAACCUGCCUGAGGGCUGGGCCGAGCAGAUUAAGCCCCGCCAGCUCCUCCGUGAGGUCAGCCUCAAGCUCGGCCUCCAGCUCCAGGCUCGCGAGUUCAACUUUGGCACCGAGGCCGCGACUGAGCAGGGAUCCGUCGCGCAGCAGCAACCCGCCAACGGCCAGAAGGAGGCCUCGUCCGGUGCCGGAUCAGGCGACGCUAACGCUAGCAAGAAGAAGAAGAAGAAGCCCGCGCGCGACAGCUCGCCUGCCUCGACGGCGUCCAACGCCUCCCCUAGCACCUUUACGGCCGACGACAUCCUCAACAUCGUCCCCGUCGUUAAGCACUCGGCGCCCCGCAGCGCGCUCGCCGAAGAGGCUCUCGAGGCCGGCAGGAUCUCCAUCAUCCAGAACCAGCGCCAGCUGGGCCAGGAGCUCCUCCUCGAGUCUCUCUCGUUGCACGAGCAGAUUUACGGCAUCGUGCACCCCGAGGUGGCGCGUGCCUACAACACGCUGUCGAUGCUCUACUUCCAGAUGGAUGAGAAGGAGAUUGCCGUGGAGCUCGCCAAGAAGGCGGUGGUGGUUUCGGAGCGCACCGUCGGUAUCGACGCGCCCGAGACGCUCCUCAACUACCUCAACCUCGGACUCUUUGUUCACCAGGCGGGUGACAGCAAGGCGGCGCUCACGUACGUCAGGCACGCGCUCUCGCUGUGGAAGAUCAUCUACGGACCGGACCACCCCGACUCCAUCACGACGAUCAACAACGCGGCGGUGAUGCUCCAGCACCUCAAGGCGUACCAUGAGUCGCGCUUGUGGUUCGAGGAGUCGCUCCGCGUGUGCGAAAAGGUGUUUGGCAAGCAGUCGAUCAAUGCGGCCACGCUCCUGUUCCAGCUGGCGCAGGCGCUCGCACUCGACCACGACUCCAAGGCGGCGGUGAACCGCAUGCGCGAGUCGUACAACAUCUUCCUCAACGAGCUCGGCCCCGAGGACAAGAACACCAAGGAGGCGGAGAGCUGGCUCGAGCAGCUGACGCAAAACGCCGUCUCCAUCGCCAAGCAGGCCAAGGACAUGCAGGCCCGCCGCCUCAAGGCCGGCGUCCGCGUUGCCAACACGCGCACCGUUCUCGGCCAGGCUCCGGCCGGCGGCGUCAGGGCUGGCGUCGUGCCCUCAGUCGCUGCCCCCGGCGACGUGUCCAGCGUGGACCCCGGAGCAUCGACGAACUCCUCCGCUACAUUGAGGGCUCGGAUCAGAAGGGCAAGAAGCAGACCCCCAAGGGCGGCAAGAGUAACCCCAAGAGGAGGAGCUGCGUCGGCCUCGAAAUAA